Messenger RNA from Penicillium argentinense, 459 nucleotides. RefSeq names its product Tryptophan--tRNA ligase. The record is from RefSeq and is a predicted model, not a curated record. Gene Ontology annotation, cellular component: mitochondrion; mitochondrial matrix. Gene Ontology annotation, molecular function: tryptophan-tRNA ligase activity; ATP binding. Lineage: Eukaryota; Fungi; Ascomycota; Eurotiomycetes; Eurotiales; Aspergillaceae. Gene Ontology annotation, biological process: mitochondrial tryptophanyl-tRNA aminoacylation. The transcript has a single exon. The coding region runs from base 1 to 459 and encodes 152 amino acids.
AUGCAACCCUUCGUUUGUCGCCCUGGUGGCAUCUCAAUGUGGUCUGCUGGGAAGAAAUUCACGCGCGCGUGCUCGGGACAAACGACUCAACUAUUUAAUUGGCAUCGAACAUUCAGUACAACUACGAGCACGGGAACAAGCCCGACUUCCAAAGAACCCGUCAUCUUCUCCGGUAUUCAGCCAACUGGAGUUCCGCAUCUGGGCAACUAUCUUGGAGCACUACGCCAAUGGGUCAAGCUUCAAGACGAAGCGGAGCCUGGCACAAAGCUCCUCUUUUCCAUUGUCGACCUACACGCCUUGACGGUUCCUCAGGAUGCCCACCAAUUGAGGAAAUGGAGGGCGGAAGCAUUCGCAACCCUACUUGCUGUUGGACUUGAUCCGAAGCGCUCGACUAUCUUCUAUCAAUCAGCAGUAAGUACAACGCGGACGGUUACCGAGAACAAUGACAUUGAUCCAUGA